Molecule: messenger RNA, 3845 nt
Organism: Labrus bergylta (ballan wrasse)
Lineage: Eukaryota; Metazoa; Chordata; Actinopteri; Labriformes; Labridae
Source: RefSeq, a predicted model, not a curated record
CCUUCAGCCUAGUUGGUUUAGAAACAGCUCGGAGGAUUUCAACUGCCUGCCAUGACUUCUUGAAGCACUACUUUAAGGGAAAAGUCGAGGGGGGAAAACACUUUUUUUUUCCGGCAAUCAGUUUGUUCAAUGCGAAAGGACAUAACAGGACAGAGAACGGUGCGUUAAAAGGCAACAGCCUGUUGUUGGACUACUUUGCUUUCACGUUUUCAAAAAAAAGGAAGGCUACUCGGGUACAUGGAUGAGUGAAGAGGAGCUAAGAAGGUCCCCCGCUGCUUUUAGAGAGUGAGGAGGAUUAGGCUGGAGCUCAGUGGAGGCACGACGGCACUCUCACACGGCAACCGGAGCUGGAGCCAUGAGCAGGGCGCUUACGGAGCACAUCAGCAGUAGCUUCCGAGAAGAUGCUCCUCGUCCUCCUGUACCGGGGGAAGAGGGAGAGGCGUCAUGCUACAACCCCAGCAGAUCUGCCAAAAUGAGAGCCCAGAGCAAGGUUAAAGAUAUCCCCGCCACCUCCGCGCCUCCCGGCUCUACACCGCGGAGGAACGAGGAUGGUCUUGGGGAGCCAGAGGGCAGCGCGUCCCCGGACUCGCCCCUAGUCCGGUGGACAAAGUCUCUGCAUUUUCUCCUGGGCGACCAAGACGGCGCUCACCUCUUUAGGACCUUUUUGGAGCGUGAGAAUUGCGUGGACAGUUUGGACUUUUGGUUCGCCUGCAAUGGCUUCAGGCAAAUGGAUUUAAAGGAUACCAAAACGUUGCGAGUUGCCAAAGUUAUUUUCAAGCGGUACAUCGAGAACAACAGUAUUGUCGCCAAGCAGCUGAAACCCGCCACCAAGACCUUCAUAAGGGAUAGUAUUAAGAAACAACAAAUAGACUCUGCCAUGUUUGACCAAGCACAGACGGAAAUCCAGUCCAACAUGGAGGAGAACGCAUACCAGAUGUUUUUGACCUCUGACAUAUACCUCGAAUAUGUGCGCACCGGCUGCGAGAACGCAGCGUACAUGAACCAUGGCAAUCUCGGCAGCCUGAAGCUGAUGUGUGGAUAUCUUCCUCCUCUCAUUGAGGAAGAAGAGUGGAGUUGUAAUGACCUGAAGGCAAAGACGUUAGGUUCUGUGGUUGGACUGUCUGCAAAAACCCUGAGGGCUACUGCUACCAUCCGUACAGCAGCUGAAGUGCUGGAGAAUACUUGCAGGUCCCACCGUCGAGGAGACCCCGCCAGCCCCUACUUUGUCAACUCCGGUUAUAUUUUUGCCCCUGCCACCAGUGCCAAUGACAGUGAGAUCUCCAGUGAUGCCACAACAGAUGAUUCCAUGUCCAUGACGGACAGUAGCGUAGAUGGAAUCCCUCCAUACAAGCUGGGCAACAAGAAGCAGCUCCAGCGGGAGAUGCAUCGAAGUGUCAAGAUCAAUGGCCAGAUAACGCUACCCCACUUUCCUAGGACACACCGGUUGCCUAAGGAGAUGACCCCCGUUGACCCCUCAGCCUUUGCUGCCCAGCUCAUUGCCCGACUGGAGAAGCUGAAGAGAGAGCAGGACACCAUGAGCUCGCUCGAGGAGAGGCUGCAGCAGAUCCAGGAGGAGGAGGAAAGAGAGGAGAGCAGCGACCUCACAAGCAGCACCCCCCUUAAUCACCCUCUGCUCCCGUCAAGCAGUCAAUGUGAUGAAGACCCCCAGGCUAUCCUAGAUGAGCACCUAUCCCGGGUCUUGAAGACACCCGGCUGCCAGUCACCAGGUUUUGUUAGACACUCACCACGCUCGAGCUCACCGGAUCGGACUGGUGCAACAGUGUCCUCUGGCCACGGGCCCUUCUUUGGUGCUUAUCCUGGGGCCCCCAAGGUUCUGCUGACAGGCAGACCAUCCACAAAGCACAUCCACCACCACUACAUCCACCAUCAUCACGCUGGGCCUAAGACCAAGGAGCAGAUUGAGGCCGAAGCGGCCCAACGCGUGCAGUGCCUCUGCCCUCCAGGGGGCGCCAAUUAUUCCGACUUUACCCCAGGUCGCUGCAGCACUUUGUCCAGGCGGCCGGUCAAGGCCACAGAUGAGGGUGUGUCUUCGCCCCACCUUCCCCUCGAUGCCACAGACCGCUCUCAGAAUGUUUGGCAGUGGAUCCUUGAGAGUGAGAGACAGGGCAAGCACAAGCCCCACAGCACUCAAGGUCUUAAGAAGUCCACCCCACUGGACUCCAAAGCUCUGCCGAGUCGGACUCACUCCUCUUGGGGCGGAGGUGGCAUCGGCAGUGGGGCUCAUCUCCGGGGCCACCACCCAGGUCACCCAUUCAUCCAGGACCCAGCCAUGCCACCCCUGCCUCCACCCAACACGCUGGCACAGCUAGAGGAGGCCUGCCGCAGACUAGAGGAGGUCUCCAAGCCGCCGAAACAAAGGCAUUUAACUGCAGCCAGCAGCCUUCAGAGAGACAGGAGCCCAGCAGCUGCCUUCCCCACUGGAGGCAGCCCUAUAGCCAGCCCUGGACUCCAAACAGACGAGUCGAAGGAGCUCGUGGUCACCUACUUCUUCUGUGGUGAGGAGAUUCCUUAUCGCAGCAUGAUGAAGACCCACUGCCUCACCCUGGGACAUUUCAAGGAACAGCUAAGCAAGAAAGGAAAUUACCGGUACUACUUCAAGAAAGCCAGUGAUGAGUUUGAGUGCGGCGCAGUGUUUGAGGAAGUUUGGGAGGAUGCCACCGUGUUGCCCAUGUAUGAGGGCAAAGUCCUGGGCAAGGUGGAGAGGAUGGACUAAAAAGCCUGUUUGCUGCCAACCAACCGAUGCCCUUCCCCGCCCAAACCCAAAGCUAAAACUGUCCCUAAAAACCUUGAGCGAAAGACUCUGUAUAAUUAAGAUAAAACACUCUGGACUUUUUUUGAUUGUUUUUAAUUUUUUUGUUUUUUCGUAUUUCUUAAUAUUAAGCUAAACAGAGUUAAUAUAUCCAGCACAAAAGGAGUGAUUGAAGGAAGACGAGCCAAUGAAGUAUGCCGAACACAGAGGAGGUGCCGCCUCUCCCUGACUUUUAUCAACCAAUCAGCCUUAGAAAUACAAGGGAAUGGCAUGAGAGACUUUUAAAGACCAAUACAUGAAUGAUGAUGAUGAUUGCAGGCCAGUGGGGGAGGGGGAAGACCCCGCCGCUUCUUGAAUAUAACCACUGAAGAUGUAGAUGACUGUUUUGUUGUGAUGUAUUGAGAGACUGACGGUGCGUCCACAUCGGCCUUCAGGGCCAAGUGAGACGGACUAGCAGGCGCUGAAGAAAAUAACGACACCAACCUGCUCUUACACUCCAACAUCAUUACAAAAACGUCUGAACAUGUGCAUAUACAUACCUGCAUAUAUGUAUACAUACAUGUAUCAUAUAUUUAGAUGUUUUUUGUCAUGAGUUGAAAGUUUUUUUAACAAGUAUUUAUUGAAAAACAGCCCCCCCCCUGUCCUCUACCUUAGACUUCUUAAACCUGUGUCCCCCCACCCCAUCUUUCCAGCCAAUGGGCAAGCUGCUUUGAAUGUUGGGAGAAUACAGUGGUGAUGUUUGUUUGUUUUUGUUUGUUUUUUUACUUUUUACACAAAGGAUGUGACACUAGCCUAGCACCUCCCACAGCCUUGUUGCCCCGUCUGACCCAAACUAACAACCUUAGCAGGGGUCUGGUCCGAGGCGUGCUCCCUCCACUACUCUAAUGGUCAAUCUGAGUCUUAUAUGCUGCUGAUAGUUUGUAAUGUUAACUUUGUCACACUAGUAUUUCCUCUCCCUCAUUGUCUACCCCGACUUUUCUUUUUUUCCCUCAGUCUGGCAACAGAGCUCAAUCUUUUUGUUGUGCCUUUGUUUGUAAACCAGGCAUUGCACAGGGGGGAUGGGGGGUAAAGGGGG